AUGCCCGACAUUCCAGUUGGCUCCCAGAUAUUCGAUGUCGUCUUCCACCCUAACGAAUCCAUCGUGUACACCGGUCUUCUGACGGGCGAAGUAAAAGCCUUCAGCUAUGACGACCAAGGCCAGUACUCGUUGGUGUCUGCGCUCAAGCCGUCCAAGCGCUCGUGUAGGGGCUUGACCAUCAGUGCAGACGGGAGUACGCUUUGGGCAGUGGGCAAGGGGAAGGGCUUGCACACUAUAGACACAGCGACAGGAAAGGUUGCGGAUACCCGUGCAGGAGCGCAUGACGCACCCAUCAACCGGGUAAAUCGCCUUCUGCCCAAUCUUCUUUCGACCGGAGACGACGACGGCGUGAUCAAGCUGUGGGACCCUCGAAAGCCUGAUGCAAUACGGUCGUACACCCAACAUUUCGACUUCAUCUCGGACUUCUUGUGGUUGGAAGACAAGAAACAGCUCGUUGCGACGAGCGGGGAUGGCACGCUUUCCGUGAUGGACGUCAGAUCAAAAAAUACCGAGCCUUUCGCGCACAGCGAAGACCAGGAGGACGAGCUGCUGUCAAUCGUGCCUAUUAAAGGAGGAACCAAAGUGGUCGUUGGUACUCAACUCGGCAUCCUUUCCAUAUUCAAUCGCAAAAAGGGUUGGGGUGAUUGUGUUGACCGUGUACCAGGGCAUCCGCAUUCAAUUGACGCGCUCUGCGCCCUUCCCUCUACGUACCCUUCGUCGCACAGCACGAUCCUCACAGGCUCAUCGGACGGUCUAUUGCGUGCGGUGCAGUUGCUGCCGACAAAAGUGAUUGGCGUAGUCGCCGACCACGGCGACUUCCCGAUCGAGCGCAUUGCGAUAGAUCGUGGAGGCGAGGGUCGGUGGGUCGGGAGUGUAGGGCAUGACGAGAUGUUGAGGUUGACAGAUUUGAAGGACGUGUUCGAGGACGAAGAUGCAGACGAGGACACAGUAGAUCCGGAUGAGAACAAGGAUUCGAGCGAAGAGGACCAGGGAGAAGGCACGGACGAGGACGAUGACAAGAAAGUAGGGAAGGGUGCAUUUAAAAGAGUGAGAGAAGACAGCGAGGGCGAGAAGCAAGAUAAGGAGGGCGAGGAUGAGGAUGGAGAAGCUUCUGCAUCUGAUGAGGCGGAGGCAGAGGAUUCGGACGUAGAUCAACAGAGGAAAAAGAAGCGGAAAAAGGAGGACAUCUUCGGUGGAAGGCAAAAGAAGAAAGGCAAAAACGAGGUCGAUGCUGAUCCAUCUUUCUUCUCUGAGUUGCAAUAAGUAUAUAUCGCCAUGUCAUUUUCAUUAUGCUCUAACAACACAGGAACAUCUUGCGUUAU
Molecule: messenger RNA, 1322 nt
Organism: Heterobasidion irregulare TC 32-1
Lineage: Eukaryota; Fungi; Basidiomycota; Agaricomycetes; Russulales; Bondarzewiaceae
Exons: 7
Coding region: 1-1263 (420 amino acids)
Molecular function (GO): protein binding
Source: RefSeq, a predicted model, not a curated record